AUGAGCCGUACUUGUGGAAUACCUGAUCAAUUGAUAAGAAUGUACGUGCAUGAAAAUGAAUUUCAUUCAACUUUUACCUUUUGUAACUCCUAUUCAUGUGGUGGACAUUUUGGAGCAAAAAGGACUGCUCUCAAGGUGUUUGAAAGUGGAUUCUAUUGGCCCAUCCUAUUCAAAGAUGCAUUCCUCUUUUGCAAAUCUUAUGAUCGAUGUCAAAGAGUAGGCAUUGAUUUCAUGGGACCUUUCCUUUCAUCUUAUGGUAACCUUUACAUCAUUCUUGCCAUUGAUUAUGUGUCAAAAUGGGUGGAAGCAAGGGCCACUCGAACUAAUGAUUCUAAAGUGGUUGUAGAUUUUGUUACAUCCAACAUUUUUGCAAGGUUUGGAACACCAAGAGCUAUUAUUAGAGAUGGAAGACUACAUUUUUGCAACCACUCCUUUUGGGCUCUAUUGAAAAGAUACAACAUCACCCAUAAAGUGGCUACACCUUAUCAUCCGCAAACUAUUGGAAAGUAUUGGAGUCUCCGCCUCAAUGAUGCACUUUGGGCUUAUAGGACGACAUACAAAACACUGAUUGACAUGUCCCCUUAUCGGUUAGUUCAUGGUAAGCCUUGUCAUCUCCCGGUUGAACUCGAACACAAGGCAUUUUGGGCAGUCAAGCAAUGCAACAUGGACCUAGGUGUAGCGAGUGAUCAAAGAAAGCUUCAACUCAAUGAACUUGAGGAAAUUCGAAAUGAUGCUUAUGAAAGUUCAAGAAUUUACAAGGAAAAAACUAAGGCGUACCAUGAUAAAAUGAUUUCAAGAAAGGCUUUUGUUGUUGGACAAAAAGUUAUUUUCCACUCGCACCCUAAGUUAUUUCCAGGUAAAUUACGUUCUCGAUGGAUUGGCCCUUUUGUUGUUACUAAUGUCUUUCCUCAUGGUGCAGUAGAAAUCAAAAGCCUUCAGUCUGAGAAAGAGUUUAAGGAAAAAGUUGCCUACCCUAAGGUGUGUGAGUCAGCAUUGAGUAAUCUGGCCCUAUGCAUCACCAAUGUGUAG
Messenger RNA from Olea europaea var. sylvestris, 1029 nucleotides. RefSeq lists its product as uncharacterized. Gene Ontology annotation, biological process: DNA integration. The record is from RefSeq and is a predicted model, not a curated record. The transcript is spliced from 4 exons. Gene Ontology annotation, molecular function: nucleic acid binding. Lineage: Eukaryota; Viridiplantae; Streptophyta; Magnoliopsida; Lamiales; Oleaceae. Bases 1 to 1029 code for a protein of 342 amino acids.